This is a messenger RNA of Caenorhabditis auriculariae, 18166 nucleotides long. The record is from the annotation of a GenBank genome assembly. NCBI's taxonomy places the organism in Eukaryota, Metazoa, Nematoda, Chromadorea, Rhabditida, Rhabditidae.
AUGAAGCAGGCACUCCGGCUGCUGUCGUCGAACCCCGUGGUGGUGCUGGGCGUCCGACGACAGCGGUUUUCUUCCGUUUUGGACAGGACUUCCAGAGGAUUCCUCUGCACCACCACCUUCGUCCAGCCAAGGAGGCCUUUUGCCGUCGCCGUCGAUCAGAGUUAGUUUCGAUUUUUUUUAGCUGAUCAAGGGGAAUUAUACUAGCAUUUCAAUGAAAUUUUGAAGAAAAAAUGGUUCAAAUGUUCGGAAAAAUUAUUCAUUUUUUCUCAGUAAAACGGACUUUUUGAAGAGUAUUUAAAUUCCAGUAAACCAUAAAAAAUCACCUCUAAAGCUCAAAUUUGAGCUUUUUUCGGAAUUUCUGCAGUUGACUUUGCAACACUCGGACAGAAUCGGAAAGGGUGGAAAAUGGCCGCAAAAAGGGCCAUAAAAGGUCGCAAAAAAGUCUCUCUAUCGAGCUUUCUGGGAUUUUAAAGGCUCAAGAAAUGGUGGAAAAAGGAAAAGGCAGUAAAAAAGGGUGCAUAACAGCCGAUUAAAUGGCUCAAAAAAGGAACCUUUGUAAAAAAAAUUGCAAAAUUGUAGCUUUUGUCUAGCCUGAUAGUUCAUGGAACUUAGGAACCCCUAAGUGAUCCCUAUAGGGUUUAGUUUAGACCGCUAAGCCCUUGAAGCUCAAGUGGUCCCUAUAGUGGCCUCUCAGUUUUUUAAAAAUUGAAAUGAAGCAUUCAAUAAAAUCCUCGGUUCAUAUCUUUCAUCCAAAAAGCACCCCUUUGAAAGUUUUAGGGGAAGGUAGUGAUCCCUAAAGAGGUAACUUCAAGGGCCCUUUGCCCCUUUAGGGACCACUCUCGAGCUACUACUCAUCAUUCAAUUCUUCUAUUCUAGGUUCACUUAAGAUAAAGAAAAGAAGAUAAGCCGAGUCAUAGGGCCAAGACUUAUCAAUGGGUUUAGUGAGGAAUUAGAGCUGGAUUAUAGUUUUAAAAGGUUUUUUGACGAUUUCAGCGCUUUUCAGACCAAACCAUGAGAGCAAAGAAUGACUUUUUCAUUGGAAUUUUUGAAAUUUUUGAAUUUUCAAGUUUUUGAAAGGAAUGGAAGCUUGAAGAGGGAAAAUCUUGAGGCUGUGUUAGAAAAAUCGGCUCAAAGAACAAUAUUUGGCAAUUUCUAUAUGAUGGGUUUGUUCUGUGAGGAUGAGAUUUUUAGAUUUUUCCGAAGAAAAUUGGAAAAGUUUUAAUUUUCUGAAUAGUUUUUGAAACCUUCUUAAAGUAAUAUUUCAAUACCGAACGGGUAACGAUAAAGAAAACUUUUUUUUGAGUGCUUUUUUUAACUUCAAAUAACACAAAAAAAAAACCCUGCAAGUUUUAAUUUUUUACCCCAAUAACCACUAAUCUUAGAAUUUUCAGUAGUCCAAGUUAUUGAGAAGAUUUUUUUUACGUUCAAAUAGUUAUUUUUAAAAAAACCCACAGCUAAAAAUAGCCAUCGAACCCGGAUUAAAAAUUCUAUAAUCUUGUAUUUUUCUUGAGAAAGGAAUGAAGAAGUGUGAAGCGUUUAGAGUUUAGUCCUUUAAGCUGUUUUUUUGGUCUCGACUAUUUUCGAAAGGGAAGAAGGAAAUAAAAUUUUAUAUAAAAGAUGAAAAUAUUGAAUUGACAAUAGUUUGGUUCAUUUUUUUGUUUUGUCAUUUUUUUCUGGUCUUAUUUCGAUAUUUCAGUCCUUCCCUUAAAGCUUGUCAACUCAUUUAAACUGAAAAAAUAGGCCGAAUAAACCUGAAAAUGAAGAUUUUAUGCCUCCAACACGAUCUCCCGAGAUAUUCAGUGGCUAUUUUUAAACCUUGCCACUGAUCAAUGCCAUCGGAAUCAUUAGAGGGACAAGCGGAACGAAAAAAGAGAAGCCUCUGCCCUCGAAAUAGAGCACCUGCUGCACUUUUUCUUGGUCGAACGAUUUAUUUUGUUGGUUCCUUGAAACCUUUUUGAGGGUUCUUUGGGCUCAAUGUAGCUUUUUCCAUGAUAUGAAAUCAAUCAACUUUGUUUAGAUCUUCAGAAAAAAAUUUCUUAAAGAAGCUUAGGCAACCAAAAAUUCCUAGAAGCUGUUGGCCCAGUGAAAUUUCGCAACUCAGACAGCAGAAGCUCAAAUUUUCCAAAUUUAGCUUUUGGAUCAAAGAAAAAUAAAAUUUUUUGAGAAUUGCUCACUUUCAAAUGAGAAAUGAAGACAUCUUGAUGCUUUUUCACAAGUCUUUUAAGAUUUUUCGAAAAAAUUCCAAGUUCAAAAAGACGAAAGCUUGAAAAUAUUUAUCUUUUUCGAAAAUCUGAUGGAUUGGGAUUUAUUCUUGAAAGUUAUCUACUUUAACACGACGAACUUUGAAAAUUUUCGAUUUCCGAAGAUCCGAAGACCCUUUCGAACCGUCUGAAAAAGGUACCUUUUUUUGGAAAACCUCACUGAAGUAACCGGGAUGAGAUCCAGCUGAAGUAUGAACCUUAUAUUCGAAGCCCCACUAAAUUCAAAAAUUGUCAAUUAUUCGGAAAACUCUUGGUUUGAGAUGGCUCUAUAAGUAUUAUCUACGAUAAAACGGCGAAUUCGUCAACUUUCCGAAUUUUUUUUUCAAAAAACAUUGGAUUUCAAAGUCCUAAAAAUCGUUCAAACCGUCUGAAAAAAGUGCUUGGUUCGAAAAAUCCGUAAUAAAGGCCAACUGUAUGCUGAGACCUUAUAAAUUUGCAAAUUUUCCCAAAAAGGGAAAUUUUGAAAUGUCUUUUCAAGACGUAUUUAUUUUCAUUUUGAUCUUGAGAAAUCUGAAAUCUCACCACCCAUUCAAACCGUCUGAAGGCUCCUUUGUUUCGGACAACCGCGUUCAGACUUUGGACCUUCCACUCGUUUUGGAUAACUUCUCAAACUCAUAAGCGAUGCGAAGUCUCACCAUGUGCUGACCCGAAGGAGUCGCCAAAAUUUUUCUUAGUUUCAAGGACCAUCAUUUUUCACUUGACGAACAUGGGAAAAAUUCGAGUUUCUUCGAAAAUUUGACCAGAGAGGUCAUUUUACUUUGUGGUUGGGAAUUUCCUGAAAAUUGACUAGAACACUUUUCGAUGUACCAGAUGAAGACUCUAGGAGUCUCAAUCUGUAAAAAUUAUUCUUUUUUGAGAAAAGACGCCUUACAGUUAAAGAAACCCCACAAAACCCAUAAAAAUAGGCUAUUUUGAGGCUUUAACCCCCUUAUUUCUCGAAAUUAGGAAGUUGUGCAGGUUGAGACUUUCUGGAUCUUCAUCUCAUACUCCAAGAAGUGUUCUGGUAAAUUUUCAGAAACUUCUCAAAAUAUAAUCAUUUACCAUGUAAGAUCUCAAGACCCAUUCAAACCGUCUAGGCCUUUUUGUUUCGGACAACCGCGUUCAGACUUUGGACCUUCCACUCGUUUUGGAAAACUUCUCAAACUCACAAGUGAUGUGAAGUCUCACCAUGUGCUGACCCGAAGGAGUCGCCAAAAUUUUUCUUAGUUUCAAGUACCAUCAUUUUUCACUUGACGAACAUGGGAAAAAUUCGAAUUUUUCCAAAAACCUAAGAUCUCACGACCCAUUCAUUUGCAAAUUCUUUCAAAAAGUCAAAUCCUGAAAUGUCUUCUUAAGACUUAUCUAUUUUAACUUUACCAGACGAACUUGGAAAGUUUUUGAAAAAUCUGAAAUCUCGCCAUCUCACGACCCAUUCAAACCGUCUAGGCCCUUUUGUUUCAAAAAACCGCGUUCAAACUUUGGACCUUCCCGCCAGACACCCCCAGCCUUCCCGCAGCCGGGUGCUUCGUGUACCCGGUGCAACGGGCUUUUUCGUCUGCUCCGCUUUCGAAAUGAAUCUUUCGUCUUUGCAUGCGAUGACGCGACGACGAGUGUUCCCAGCCAAUUUUCCUCCCUCUUUUUCUUUGAGCUGGUUCUCUUUUCUGGGGCUUUUAGAUGGAUUAUAGACGUUUUUGGGAGAUUAGAGGAGUUUUUUUUGUGAUAAGAUAUACCAAGAAAGGCAUUAGGGAAAAUUAGGGUUUUGAAAUUUUUUCAUGAAAUUCGAAAUAGUGCAGUUAAAUCGUUUUUUUGAGCUAGGCAUGUCGAAUUUUGGAGCAAAAUUGAGAAGAAAAAAAUCAAAUUUAUCGAAAAAAAUUAUUAAAAUUGAAUUUUUUUAGGUGAAAACCGUAUAAAAAAAUGGACUUCAUAAUGAAUUUUUUUACUUUGUGAAAAAAAUCAUAACUUUUUUUAAAAGGGAAUUUAUAGGCUUUUAACAGAAAAAUUCAGUAUUUUUCUUAUCGUUUGACUGGAAAAAUAAAGAUUAUUCGUUUUUUUCUACAGAAAAAAAUUUUUGAGACGUUUUUUUCUCAUCAAAAAAAUGAGCUCUCCGAUCAUUAAAACCUAUUUUUCCAAGACCCUGACUCCUCAAGUUGAUGCUCAGCGAAUUCACCAACUUUUGAUACGUAGUCUUCACUCUUCGAACUCAUUCUUUGCACCCAGGCAAGAAAAAAUGUAAGGCGACCGGCGCCCGGCUGUCUGAACCGGAUUAUUUUUCCGUUAUCAGUGGGGCGAACUUACGGUAGAACGCCUGGAAAAUUCAUCGGGGUUUUUCGAAGAUUAUAGUUUGAAAUAAACGAAAUGAGUAGGCUCUUAAGGUUUUGAGUCGAUGCGCAGGCAAAUUUAAAGAAAAAAUCUGGGCUCUGGGCUAUUUUUUCAAGUAUAACUGAUCAUUGAAAAUUUAAAAAAUGUGUCAAGGCUUUUAAAAUUUUUCCAAAUAAAAGAAGAUUUUCAAAUUUUUUCUAGAAGGUCCCCAACAGAUUUUGAUACACAUUUUCAUAGACUUUUAAGCAAAAAUCACCUUUUCCCUCCAGAAAAACAUUGUUUUUAGGUUAAUCAAACUUGUUGAUAAGAAUUCAAGAAAAAGGAACUCGAAUUCUCGUCGUGUUUUGUCUUUUUGCCACUGUCCGCACUAUAUAAACAGACGAGGAAACGCUUUUUUUUUCUCCUACACAACGGAAAAGCUCGCACGAAUUCACGUGAAUCGUCGUCUCGCUCUUUUUUCGAGGAAAAUGGAGAGAUUUGGAUUUUUCUAAAAAAAAAAACUUUUAGGCUCGCCAAGGACUACUUGGAGAGGACACUAAAGUGGCCUCUAAACCCACCUCUAUAGGGGCCACUAUUUUCCGUUUUAGUGACCACUUUAGUAGUUUUUCAUCCAGUAUUCCUUCCAGUAUCUCUGAUAAUUUUAAAACAAACAGAUGGGACCAGUUAUGUUGAUCCGUUGAUCCCUAAAGUGGCCACUAAAUUUUUUAGUGGUCUAGUAGUAGUACUCAGACCUCUAUAGUGGCCACUAAUUGAUAACCCCUUAAGUGGCCACUGUAGCGUCAAAACCCUAUAGUACUCACUAAAAAUUUUCCCAGUUAGGCGAUUUUUUCACGUCUAAAAACCGUGGAAUUGUACAUCGAAAAUGUAUUUUUUUGGAGAAAAAAAUUUAGGUAUAAAAUAAUUUGAAAAAUAAACUUUUUUUGGAGGUUUAACCCUUAUUUUUUUGACUCUUUAUUCAUUCUAAAUUAAAUUUAAAAAUCAAAACUUAUGAGAAAAAUUUGAAAUUUAAAGUUCAGAAAAAAAGCUUUUUCCUUUAAAUUUAUGAGUAUAAAUAAGCUUAUAAAGAUUUUUAUUAGUCCAAAAAAAUCUUUAUCAAAACCAAAUAUUUUUUUCCUUCUAAAGGUAAUUUUUUUCAUCAAAAUCGGUAUAAUCCUGAAAAUUGUUUUCACAUGCCCUUGUCAUGCAUUUUUUGGGCUUUCUAAGCUUCCGGGUUGAAGAACGGCUAGAGAGGAGGCAAAAGCGAGGAUCAGACGACGAGAGCCCUCGUCUGGGUGCAUUUAGAUUCUCUCCGGCCACGCCCUCAAACGCCUUUAAAACAGUCUUUUCUGAGACGAAUCCCGAUUCUUUUUUCCAAAUUUUUCGUUUUCGGAGGCUUCUUUAGGACUUUUAGGGAAAAUUUUAAGAUUUUUUGGGGACUUUUUUAACGCUUUUAGUCGAAAUCCGGUCGUUAAAAAAACUUUUUGAGGCCUCUUCCGAAUUUUAGGAGAAAACUUGGAAUUCCGAGAUUAAUUUUUGAGGCUUUUUAAGGGUUUUUAGGCGAAUUUUAAGGUAUUUUUAGACAUUUUUCAAGAUUCUAGAUUUUUUUAGGGAAAGUUUGAAAAUUUUUGAGAGGAAUUUUGAGGCCGUCCUAGGGUUUUUUUAGGACUUCAAGGGAGAUUUUGGAAUAAUUUAAAAAAUGUUUUGAGACUUCUUCAGGCUUGUUUAGGCAUGUUUUAAGGUAUUUAGAGAACUUUCCGAGAUUCUAGAUUUUUAGGGAAAAUUUAAAGUUUUUGAGAGGAAUUUUCGAUGCCGCCCCAGGGCUUUUAUGAGUUCAAGGGAAAUUUUGGACUGUUUGAAAAAAAUAUUCAAGGCUUCUUUAGGGCUUUUAGAGCUUUCAAGUAGACAUUAAAGCUUCUGAGAAAAUUUUGAGCUUUUUUCAGGACUUCUAGGAAAAAUUUAAAUAGUUUGAAAGAACUUUUUUAGGCCUCUAUAGGGUUCUUAGGGAUCCAAAAAAAAACUUUGGACUGUUUAAAAAAAUUUUUGAAACUUCUUCGGCUCCUUUAAGGCUUUCAAGGCUUUUAGGAUACAUUUGGAGUUUUUGAGGAGUUUUUUGAAGGUUUUUCUAGGACUUUUGAGGAAAUUUUGGGCUUUUGAGAGAAUUUGCGAUGCUUUCUUAGGUCUUUCAGGGUUUUUAGUGAUGGUUCGGAGUUUUUGAGAGAUUUUUAAGAGCUUUAGGAGAGAUUAGAGUGAUUUUUAAAUGAUUCUUUUGACUUUUAGCUUCAAAAAAAAUUCAGAAGAUGUAGAGUUUUUUUAUUAAAAAAAUGUAAAACUGAUCUAAAAUCUUUUUUUACUUGAGGUUUCAGGUGAAAAUCGUAUUUUUAAGGUUUUUCCUGAAUUUUUUUAGGAUUUUUUUGAAGAAAGUUGAGAGUUAAUUUAAAGUUUUUUUCAGAGACUUUUUGGAUAUAUUUAAAAAUUUGUAACCAGUUGAAAAAAAUUGUUUAGACCUUUUUUAAGGCUCACCAGUUUUAAUAUAAUUUAUUUUAAAUACAAUUUUUAACAAAAAAAAGUGCUAUUUUUGGCAGAAAAUUCAUCAAAUUUCAAAAUUUCAAAAGCUUUUGAGCUCUUAUUUUCCAAGAAAAUAUGGCUUAAAAAGGGAUAUUUGUGUUGAAAAUAAGAGAUCUAGGAAUUUAGCCGGAUAGUUUGAAAAAUAAGGCGAUUUUCUGUGGAUUAAGGAAUUCUUUCAAACGUCAUUUAAUAAAAAAUAAUAUAAUAGUCAUUUCUACUGACUUUUUUUCACUUGGGAGCGGCCAACUCCUACUCACUCACAUUAACUAAUUACUAGCCGAUUAAUUGAAAGGAAUUUCGAAGGUUUGUGUUGGGUUUUAAGACGAAAAUUUAGUGGAACAUUUUUUUGAUUUUUUUAAAAUAUAAUUUAUUCGAUUUUUCAGGUUUUCUUGAGCUUGAAAGUCAUUAAAUCGAUUUAAAGGCGCAUAGGAGGGUUUACUUAAAAAUAUUGACAGGAAGAGCUUUUUCCUGGCUUCUAUUAUUAAAAAUAAGGCUAACACGUGUAAGGUUGUUAUGAAUGAACUUUCUGAAAAACUUGAAAAUUUCCAUUUUUCAGUUCAUUUUCAAACUUUUAGAAGUCAUUUGAUGAGCUUUUGAACUCUGAUAAUCACAUUUUCAAGUAAAUUUUUUUGUUUUUUUCAUCAGAUAUGACUGUUAAGUGUAAACUUCGAUCUCAAACUUUGUACCCUAUGACUUUUUUUCGAGAAGAAAACAAUCACAAGAGCGUCACUUGCUUUAAUCCGACGCCCGCUCGAACGGAAAAACCUUGAGAUUGAGAGGAGACUAGAAAAUACUUUGACCUGCCGUAGGGCGGAUUAGAAAUAACUUGGGUUCUAGUUUGAAAUUGAAAAAAAGAGCUUUGACCUACCGUAACCUGGGCUAGAAAUAACUGGAAGUCUUCGUGAUAAAUCGAAAUGAAACUGAACUACCGUGGGAAGGAUUAGAAAUAGCUUAGAUUCUGGUGUAAUACGGUAGAAUGAACUUUGACCUACCGUAACCUGGACUAAAAAUAACUGGAAUUCUUCCUGAUAAACUGAACUUUGACCUACCGUAAGACGGACCAGAAGUAACUCACAAUAUAGGGGACAUUUUGAGCUACCGUACCUGGUUGGACUAAGAAUAACUGGAAGUCUUCUUGAUAAAUCUAAAUGAAACUGAUCUACCGUGGGAAGGAUUUGAAAUAACUUGGAUUUUAGUGUAAUACGGUAGAGAGAUCUUUGACCUACCGUAACCUGGGCUAGAAAAAAAAAAUGAAAACCUACCUUAUGAAUGGAUAACUGAACCUACCGUAGGAAGGACUAGAAAUAACUAGGAUUCUAGUGUAUACGGUAGAGAGAACUUUGACCUACCGUAACCUGGACUAAAAAUAACUGAAAGCCUUCCUGAUAAACUGUACUUGGACCUACCGUAGUCUGGAGUGGAAAUAACUUGGAUUCUAGUGUAUACGGUAGUGAGAACUUUGACCUACCGUAACCUGGACUAGAAAUGACUGAAAGUCUUCCUGAUUGAUUGAAACUUUGACCUACGGUAGGGUGGGCUAGAAACAGCAUAGAUCUUAGUGGAAUUUAGAAAUUUUUUUUAAGUUCGAAGAAUUCUACCGUAACCCUAACAGAGUCAAAUUUGUUAAAAAAAGUCUCUCAAAAUGUUGCGACUUCUGAUUUUUUCUUCCUCCGUUCCGUUCCUGAGUUAAUUCAAAUCGACUUCCUGACGGCUAAUUUUCCUCCACGUGACCUUUUAGAACACAAAAUGCGUGGAGCUUUUUGCCUCGAAACGAAAAAAUCGCGAUUUUUAACACGCUGACGUAGAUGUCACCACGUGCGGGGGGUUGAUCGAAUCAAAAAGUUCGAGGGGCGGAGCCGAAAAUGACCAUUUAAGGGAAAAUUUUGAACUUGAAAUAGUGACUUUUGGUACGGUCGUUUGAAAUUUUCGAAUUUUAUCUUGAAUUUUUUCAAGUUUGAUGAUUUUUUCAACUUUUUGGUCCCAAAAAAUGACCAUUUAAGGGAAAAAUUUUUGGACUUGAAAUAGUGAUUUUUUUGGUACGGUCGUUUGAAAUUUUUUUAAAGUUUGAUUUUUGCAUUUUUUUCAAGUUUUAUAAUUUUUUUCAAUAGUUUAGUAAGCGUCUGGGGAUGGAAAAAAAUUAGAAAUCGAAAAAAAUUCAAUUUUUUUGAUAAUUUUUAUGAGUUGAAACAUCCGUAAACUUUCCAAUUUUUUUCUCUUUUUUUCGUAAUUUUUUUGAAAAAAAUCCAGGUCUAUAAAAAAACAGAGAGAUUAUGUUUUUUCGAUUUUUCUGAAACUUUAGGAGAUUUUUUUCCUCCCAUGAUUUUUUUAAAUAAUUUUUCAUCCUUUAAGGAAUAUAGGAAUAUAAAUUUUUGAACACUAAAAACCCCUCAAAUCUUGGCUUCUACUCUUAGUUAAUGGAAAAAAAUUGAAAAUUUCCCUUUUUUUCAGUAAGAAUCUAACCUUAAAAACCCAUUUCGUUAUCAAUUUUUCCCCGCCAAUCGUACUUUUGCGCUCUGAAAAUCUCAGCCAAAGAACAGUUGCUGUUUUUGAUUUCGAAUUGAUUAUAGUUUUUUUCGUUUUUGAACGAUUGCACUUGAAAAAGUGAAAACACAACAGCUGUGACGGCAAAAAGUAUAAAAGAGCGAUUUUCUCGAGAAUUUUCAUAUUUUCUAACAAAUCUCUGUUCUAAUUUUACAUGGAUGAAAGGUCCAAAACUUCUUCGAAAUGGUCCAGAAAGAAAAAGGUAUUUUUUUUCAUUAAGUAGGUUUUUUUCAAUACUAAAAAAAUUUAACAGGAUGGUGCUUCUCUCAAUGAAAUUUCAGUUUUUACCAAAAUUUAAAAAUGCUCCCAAAAGUUCCCCAUAAUGGCUCAUGUACUGAAAAAGCUUCAAUUUGGCACCAUUUAUGAAUAAAUUUAUGAGUUAAGUCGAAAUUCGAAAUUAAAAAGAAACCAUUUUUUCUAAUAUAAGUUAAAUUUUCAGGAAAUUUACCAUUUUUCAAAACUUUUAUGGUUCUUUUUGCUCAAAAAGAAAGCCCAGUUUCUUCCAAAAUUUGAAAAAAAUGCCCUUAAUUUUUUCCCCAUAAUGGUUCAAGCUCCGAAAAAAAAUUUCAUUUUUGGUACCGUUUAUAAAUAAAUUUAUUAAUCCAGUCGAAAUUCAUAUUUUCAAAAAAACGAUUUUUUUCUAAUAUAAGUUGAAUUUUUUUAGGAAAUUUAUCAUUUUUUAAAAAUUUAUCGCUAUGGUGCUUUUUGCUCAGAAAAAAAGCCCAACUUCUUCUAAAAAUUUAAAAAAAUGCCCUUAAUUUUUCCCCAUAAUGGUUCAAGCUCCGAAAAAACUUCAAUUUACCAUCAAAAAAAUUUUUUCGAAUGGGUAGUACGUUUUUUUUAUCAGAAAAAAAGCCCAGUUGCUUUUGCAAUUAAAAAAUGCCCUUAAUUUUCCCCAUAAUGAUCCAAGCUCCAAAAAAACUGCAUUUUGGUUCGAAAAAUUCCGGCCGAAAUUCAAAAGUCCAACUUUUCAAUGUCCCUGAUAAGCCCCCAAGUGACAGAUUUAUCAUUAUAGCCGUUUUUUUCUUUCUUUUUAAAAUCGUUAAAUUUUCAGUUCCCAUGUGACUUUUUCUCUUUUUUUUAAAGUUCAAAAGAAUGAGCCUUUUUGUAUAAAUAGGCUGAUUGACACCCGAUUUUCUGGUUUCGUGUCCCUUUGAAGGUGAUAAUCUGGUAAUCGCUAAUUUUUUGGCUCCUGUCAGUCUUUUGAAUCGAGUUUUGAGAAUGUUUUAUUGAUCUCUUUGAGCUUUCUUCCUCAUCUUAGUAGCCUUUCUGUUCAGAAUGUCGCUAGAAUGAGCAAUUUUUUCUAGGUGCUAUAUGUAUUUUUUUUCAAUCGGUCUUUUUCUAUAGUCUUCCAUUUGAAUAAAUGGGAAGAACAUUUUUUUUCAUUAUAUAGAUAUCAAUUGGUGUUGGUACUAGUACAUUUUUUGACAAUUAAUAUUUUUUAUAGUUAGCAUAAAACAGGAAUGAAUGAUCUUGAGAAAUUUCUAAAACUCCACUGCACUUUCUAAAGGAGCAUGAGCAAAUUUUGAUAAGGGUCUCAAAGCGAAAAAUCGUUAUCCGUGUUUUUUUAGGCCAUGCUAGGCUUGUUCUUUUGAAAAUAGGCCCGUAAGCUUGUCACGAUUUUUUUUUCUUCGACCCCCUGGACCCGUUUUUUGAAGCGUGGCUUGUCUAAGUACAUGCGCCUUUAAUAAGGCGGAAAUGUAGGCCAAUGGGUUACUGUAGCUUGGAGAAGAUUAAAAUUUAUGACAAGUUGGGAUGAAAAUGUCAGAUUUGGAAUUUCAAGUACAAUGACGUCAUUAGAAAACGCUCAAUAGAUGGCUCGCUCUCUGAUUGGUUUAUCGCGUCAUUAUGGGCGGAGCUUGAGCGACCACUUGAUCUUCGAAUCUCUGAACAGACUGUAUACUGACUAAAUUAUUCGAAAAUCCGCUGAAAUCUUCGAAAAUCCCGCUCCAACCUCAGAAUUUUCAGCUCCAACACUCCGGCGACCGCCCCAGCCACCGCCGCCGCCUCCCCACACCGAGCCGCCGAUUAUUCCACCGACGGCGGAAGCCCGAAAAGACGUCUACCACUUUGAACUGAGAAUGAAGCAGAAGAUCUACUGCGAGGGCUCCCUUCUCCAUGCCGUCCAGACCUCCCACAUCUUCGCCGACUGCAAAACGUUCGUCGACAUGCCCUUGAAGCAUGAUGCUGGUGAGCUAUUUUCAAACUCACGGGAAUCCUGGGAAGGUUUUGGGAAGGUUCAUGGAACCUAGAAGGUCUUGAGAAGGCCUUAUGAAGGUUCAGAAGGUAUCUGGAAAGUCUUCGGAAGCCAAAAAAAGAAAAUGCUUGCCCCUUCCAGCAGGCUUUUGGAAGGUAAGGAAAGGUGUUAGGAAGGUCUGUGAAAGGUAUUUGAAAACUUGCUGGAAAGCUUCCAACACCCCCAUUCUUUGAAAAAAUAAAUGAAUAGAAACUUAGACCACGGCAACGGAAACCGGACAUUCCUGAGCGAUUCUAGGGGUCACUUAAGAGUUCUGACGCCCCUAAAGGGGUCACUAGAAAUCUUCCAAGGUCCGAGAAGUAACUUCAAUCAUAACGACUUGAUACUGUCUGACUUGUCUGCCCUCUCUUUUCUUUCACUGUAUCAUUAUGAAAAGCCUUCUUUUCUCGUUUUUUUUUUUUUUUUUGAAGUUUUAUCGGAUCUCCUCUUUUAGAAAUAUUGUGGUCAAGUCUCGAAAUGACCACUUGAUAAAGGAUAAUAUGUAAACUUGAAAAUAUGAAAGGAAUAAUUAGCUCAUUAUGAAUAUUUUUGCAAUUUUAGAAUCGACUCUGAACAAAUGGGAAGCUCUGCAAUCCCUCGGCGCCGUAAAUGCCGAAACGUUGGCCGCAUUCAUCCGAGAAAAUUUCGACGAACCUGAAGGAGAACUCGUCGAAUGCGCCCCAGCUGACUGGGAUCCCAUGGUUUUGCAAAAAUUGAAGUUUCCCGAACUGAACGUUGGAUUUAAGACUGAUAAGUUCCGCAAAAUCGGCGAUGAGGACUAUAGACGAUUCGCAACUGCGCUCCAUGGCAAAUGGCCGACUCUGUAUAGGAAGGUGAGGAUUACUGUAUAGUCGACAGUAGGAGCUUUGAGGGGUACGGUAGUUUGUAAAUGUGAGGAUUACUGUACAAUCGACAGUAGAAGCUUUUGGAAAUACGGUAGUUUGUAAAUGUGAGGAUCACUGUAUUAUUGACAGUAGAAGCAUUGACGAGUACGGUGAAUUGAAAAUGUUAGGAUUAGUGUAUAAUCGACAGUAGAAGCUGUCAGGAGUACGGUAGCUUGAGAAAAAAGUGAGAGUUACUGUGUAAUAGAUAGUAGAAGCUUUCAGAAGUACGGUAGCAUUAGUUAACGUAUGGAUUACCUUAUGAUCGACAGUAGGAUCUUUGGGGAGUACGGUAGCUUGAAAAAAAAACGUGAGGAUUACGGUAUGAUCGACAGUAGAAUCUUUGAGUAAUACGGUAGUUUGGAAAAAAACGUGAGGAUUACUGUAUUAUCGACAGAAGCUUAGAGGAUUACGGUAGUUUAAGCCUCGUGAAAAUUAACAGAGAGAGCAUUGGUAAUUAAGAGAGCGUCUAGAGAAAAUAACAGCUUGAAUCUUUAAAAUAUUAGUUCUCUUGAAUCUUAUUUAAGAAACAAUUUUCAGAUUGCCGAAAAAGUCUUGGUAAAUCCAGAGCGCUACUCGAUUAUUCCAGUACCUAACCCGUUCAUCGUCCCUGGAGGAAGGUGAAAAUUUAAUUUUUUUAAAGCGCUUUCUAUUUUAUAGUCAAUGUUUCCCGAAUUGAAAGGCGAGGGAGGCGUGGCAAGGGGCGGGACGCGUAGCGUGUGCGCACGCGGUUCUUGGCACGUGUUCAAUUCAACCGCCAGCGAGAAUUCAGAGAGCUUAUUUAUCGCUCUUUUUACUUUUUUUUAAAUUUUUAUUCAUUAUGUUCAUGUGUGCAUCAAAAAAUAGAAGAAAAUACAAAAAAAGAGCGGUUGCCGAGCUUUUUUUAAAUAGUCGGCGGCAACUGAAUUGAACUGGCGCCAACAACCGCGUGCGCACAUGCUACGCGUCCCUGCCCCUUGUCACGCCUCCCUCCCCUUUCAAGUCGGGAAACAUUGACUAUAAAAAGCAGAAAAAAAGUUUGAAAAAAAGUAGAAAUUGGAUUAAAAUCACCAUUCUCAUUUGACCUUUAUCCGUAAAACCUAAAAAAAAAAUUUCUAAAUUCUUCUUUCUGCGAAGCGUUUCUUUAAGCCCCUAAAGUCCCUUUUUCAUUUUAUUUUCUAAAGUUGAAUAAAAUAUUAGGAUAUCAGUAACUAUCAAAAACUAAAUAUAUUUUCAGAUUCCGCGAAAUGUACUACUGGGACAGUUUCUUCACAAUCAAAGGUCUGAUCGCCUCGGGAAUGCUUCAGACGGUCCGCGGGAUGAUCGACAACAUGCAGUUUUUGGUUGAAACGUGAGGAUUACUGUAUGAUCUACAGUAGGAGCUUUCAGGAGUACUGUAGUUUUUAAUACGUGAUAAUUAAUGUAUAGUUGACAGUGGGAGCUUUCACGGAUAGAAUUUGUUCAGAGAACGUGAGUAUUACGGUAUGAUCAACUGCAGAAGCUCUCAGGGGUACGGUAGCUUGAUAAACGUGAGAAUUACGGUUUAAUCUACAGUAGGAGCUUUUACAAGUGUGGUAGCUUGAAAAAACGUGAGGUUUACUGUAUAAGCGGCAGUAGGAGCUCUCAGGGGUACGGUAGUUUGGAAAAACGCAAGGAAUACUGUAAGAAAGACAGUAGAAGUUUUCAGGAGUACGGUAGCUUGAAAAAUGUAAGGGUUACUGUAAGAGCAACAGUGUAGACUUUGAGGGGUACUGUAGUUUGAAAAACGUGAGGACUACUGUAAGAGCAACAGGGAAAACUUUUAUGAAUAAUGUAUCUUGAAAAACGUGGGGAUUACUGUAGAAUCGACAUUAGAAGUUUUCAGGAGUACGGUAGCUUGAAAAAUUUAAGAAUUACUGUAUAAUCAACUGUAGAAGCUUUCAUGGGUACGGUAGCUUGAAAAACCGUAAAGAUUACUGUAUAAUCCACAGUAGAAAUCGACCAAAAUCAAGAAAUUUCAGGUUCGGAUUCAUCCCCAACGGCAACCGCGUCUACUACCUCAACCGAUCCCAACCGCCGUUGUUGACUUGGUGCGCCCACGCCUACUUUGAAGCCACCAAGGACGUCUCCUUCGUCGAGAAUAUCCUUCCGACGUUGAGAAAAGAGGUGAGAAUCGCUCAGAAAAAAAAUGGCUGCGAAAGUCGGUGGUUGUGCGCUCUGGGGAUAAUUUUGAAAAUAAAGACCCGAAAAAGGUUUUAGAGACAUCUAAACCUCUCAUUUUGGCGCACUAUAUCGCUCAUCCAAUCAAAGAAUACCCUGAAAGGCUUCUAAGGCUUAUGUGAAUGUACUAAAAUGUCAGUAUUUUUAUUGGUCCAUGGAGCGCAUUUUUUCUAUGUUGACUGGAAAAAAUAGCCACGGCUUGCUGAAAAUGCGCUCCACGGCUAAAUUUUCAUUCAGAGGGUUUUUUUCCUUUUGGAUGACACGAUUAAAUAAGAGAUAGUGUAUAGUUAGUAGAGAGCGCAGACAGGCCACGCCCCUUAGCGUCCUAAGAAGGUUUUGAAAAUUUUUUUGAAGAAGGCCUUCUAAUAGUAUAACCAGCGACUCGACAAUUUCCGAGUGUCUGCGUCUCUCUGUUCCCUCGCCGGUCAGAGAAACAUGAAAAUAGCACUUCAAUAUGAGAGAGCCCAGAGAAAAAUAACAUCAAGUUUUCAUUUAUCGUUUUUCUUCAGCUGGCCUUCUUCCAAACCAACCGAUCGAUAAUGCUGGAAGGCUGGUCGAGCCCCCUGUUCCGAUUCACGGUCCAGGCCGUCCGACCUCGGCCGGAAAGCUACCGAGAAGACAUGGAAUGCGCCCAUCAUCUCACCGAUCUGGAUGAAAAGUGCACCUUGUGGGGCGACAUCGCGGCGGCCGCCGAGAGUGGACGAGACUUCUCGGCCCGGUGGUUCGCCAACAGUGGCCCCUUGGCUGGAAAGCUCCAGAGCAUGAGGUGAAGCUUGAAAAUUGUAUUUCUUAAAGGGAUAUUUCCCAAAAAAAUUGCCAAAAGAAGUGAAAAAACUACCGUAUUCUGCACAUCUUACUGUACAGUAUUUUUGAUAGAAUCUUUAUGCAACUUAUAUUUAUUACAGGGGUCUGAAAAGAUCUUUAUGUUAGAAUGAUUUUAGCCUUAAAAAUAUCGAUAAACUGAGAUAUACAGUAUCCCCUUUUGCUUUAAAAUAAAAUACGGUAAUCUUAGCCUGUCACAGUAACUAAAUUUUCAAACUACAGUAAUCCUUUUCAUCUCCAUUCAACCUAAUUUAAACAAAAAAUUUAACUUUUUCAUGCUCAGUCUGCCCUCCUAUCUUCACCGAUAUUACCGUACUUUUCAAAAAAAUACAGUAACCCCUUCCGACCUGAAAAGAGCAGACCAAAGUCCUGUCGACGUUCAUCAUGGCGGCGGCGUUAUUAAACGAUCCGCAGUAAUGGGGAGCCGAAAAUACGGUCACCAGCUUCUUGUUGGCGAAGAACUCGUAGCCGUCUUGAACGACCUGAAAUGACGUCAUAACAGCCGCGACGUGACUUGACUUUUCCAAAAAUAAUUGCGUUUCUGAUUUGUAAUUUACGGUCUUCUGAUUGUUUUUCCCGGCCUCAGAAGUCCCGCUAGAGAUUUUUCCACUGACUCCAACUCGGCAUUCCCAAAAAAAAUGUGUUUCUGAUUUGUAAUUUACGGACUUUUAGUUGUUUUUCCCGGCCUCAGAAGUCUCGCUAGAGAUUUUCCACUUUGGAAAGUGAAUAUUUGAUUUUAAAAUAAGCUUUUUAUGACCUGAAUAAGUUUAGAAAAUAGUUCUGAUAGUUCUUUUUGACCUCUUUUGAAAAGAGGUCAAAAAUGUAGUUAAGGGGACCUCGAAUCAAUAAAACCAGUUUUUGAAGCCUCGAAAAAUAAAUUGACCCCAUUUUUUUUCUCCAGGACAUCUCAACUCGUUCCCGUCGAGCUGAACGCCAUCAUCUGCGGAAAUAUCCGACUCAUGGGAGAAAUGUACGACGUGAUCAACGACGUCGAAGGCUCCAAAUGGUGCGCCUUGAUGCAGGAUCAGAUGAGACGAACCAUGCAUCAGGUAAAUCUUGAAUAUUAGGUACACUUUUUCGGAAAUACAUGGGAUGAGCAUGAAAAGUUGAAAAGAUUUCCUCCUCCAUUCUCCAAAAAUAUUUGUUUUUGAAUUCAUCGAAUUAAAACACGCACCCUGAAAAUUUUUUUUUGACGGUUUUUACUAACAGUUUCUUAGCAUUCUCAAAAACGCCAGAGUGGUCACUACAAGGGCGAGUUUAGGAGCCCUUCAAGGUUCCUCUAUAGGGAAAAUUGUGUCUGUAUUUGAAAAAAAAAAUUUAGGACCUCUAGAACAGUUCGGCUUUGGUGGCCAAACCGUAAACCCCUUAAGAGACCACUUAAAUUUUACCCCUGUAAAGAGAACUUUUUUGUCCCCUCAAGGGGCUGUUUUCCGCCUUACCCUAUAGGGACCACUCUGGCGCUCUUGAGAUCUUAAAAGUUAAUUUAGCUUGGAAUCCGUAGGGACUCUGAUUUUUCCACGAUCAUCGAACAAUCUUUACCUUUUCCAGGUGCUCUGGAACGAGGAGCACGGCUGCUGGUUUGACUACGACCUCAAGGCGAUGGAGCAAAUCACGACGUUCAACGACACCAACUUCUUCCCCAUGUUCACCAGAAGCACCCAUGAAGGAUUCGACUCCAACAGAGUAAUACAGAAAUCACAUCUUCAACGUCUUCAACCUGACGUCUUCAGGUCGCCGACUACCUCAUCCGAAGCGGCGCCCUCGGUUUCCCCGGCGGAUUCCCCUCCUCCUUGGUCACUUCUGGAGAACAGUGGGACUUUCCAAACUCGUGGGCGCCCACCACGUGGGUCCUGAUCGAGGGCCUCAGGGCUGCCGGACAGCCCGAAAUGGCCCGCGACAUCGCCGACAAAUGGGUCCGCAAGAACUUCAACAUGUGGAAGAGCAGCGGCGGCAAGAUGUUCGAGAAGGUUCGUAGUCCAAUUCUAAGUUGAGCUAUUGUUUGAUCUCUCUAGUGUCCACUUGAACAGAACCUAUUAGGUAUUUUUCAGUACAACGUCGUCUCGCCGUGCUACAAGGUGAGCGGCGGCGGCGAGUACGAGAUGCAGGAAGGCUUCGGAUGGACGAACGGCGUCAUACUCGACCUUCUCACUACCUACGGACACCUCAUCCGCUGGACCGCCGGCGACACCUGCGAGUGCUGCAGCACCGACGGAUUCUGCGGCAUCGACGUUGCCACCGCCACCGCCGCCAAGGUCCCCGACGUCGUCGACGAGUUGCCCUCGUCCCGACACGACCUCCACUUCGAAGACGCCACUCUCCCACAGACCCCCUCGACGUCUUCUUUGGAGUCGAUGGACACCAGCACGACGUCUUCUGAUCCUGAAGACGGCCUCCGAAUCCGCUAG